Molecule: messenger RNA, 1611 nt
Organism: Penicillium waksmanii
Lineage: Eukaryota; Fungi; Ascomycota; Eurotiomycetes; Eurotiales; Aspergillaceae
Exons: 3
Coding region: 1-1611 (536 amino acids)
Source: RefSeq, a predicted model, not a curated record
AUGUACCGGUCCGUUAUUUUCCACAGGGCGACGUCUAGUAGACGCGAUUGGUUGAAAUUCCCCAACGAUGAAGAUGUUGCGGAUCAAGAUGAAGCAGAUGAUCUUUCAUUUGGUAUAUUUUAUCGGCUGCUCGACGAUAGAAAUGAGGUACUGAGGGCAUUUGUGCACCAAAUCACAGUGGAAGACUUCCCUCACUCAUCUGGUGAAAAGCUUGCUCGUCACAAAUUACAGGGUCCUCAAAAUCUUCUGGCUGAGCUGGUGAAGAAACUGCCAAACCUUGAAGCUCUUUACUUCGAAGGGUCACGGUCUCUUCCAAUGUCAGAAGAGUUGGUGGAGGUAUUUCUCAACCACGAGAGAUCUCCGAAGCUAUUCCUGCAUGGAGAACGUGGGCAUACACCAAUAAGUAUUACUAUGCCAUUUGUACAGGAGAUUCGUACCUCGGUCGAUGCUAGAGCUUCUGAACCCAGAAUGCGUGCCCUUGACGACCCGGAUGCCGAACCCUUCGAGCCGCAAAGACUCGACAUGCACGCGCUAUUUUCUGCUUACCCAAACAUUGAAAGUCUUUCGGUAUCGAUCAAUCGAUUGCGAGGGGGUUGUAUGAUGGGCUCGGCUCUUUCUACGCGGAUAUCUGGGCCCACCCUAGAGACCACGUUCCCGCCGCUGCGAAGCCUUUCACUGAGCGGCUACAAUAUAGCUCAGGAUGAAGAAGACCAGCCCCUUUGGACUGAAAAGUUUCCCUGGGAUAAGUUGCGAUCACUCACUCUCGGUCACCAAUUAAACCCGGGGUUUUUCAAGGCAGCUACUGGCAAAGUACACCAUUUGAAACGGUUCAAGAUAACUAGCUACGGGAAUCCCAGCUCUUGUAAGGACCUCGACGCGUUCUUGUUGUCCUUCCAUACUCUGGAAAGUCUCACUGCUAAAGGGACGGUUCCGUCCUUGGUUGCUAUGGCUCAUCAUUCCGACCUGGAGCAUCUUUGUCUUCACUCAAUUGAGAAGCCUGACGAGGAAAGGAUAUCCCUGAGUGCAAAGGAAAUGAAAGCUUUGGAUCGGCAACACCCUCACCUCAAGAGCUUAGAGCUCGAUAUAGACCCACAUGAUGGCGAAUGGCCCGACGAUAUAGUCAAGGCUCUAGCAACGAGUUUCAAGGAUAUUCGACAGCUGUCCAUUCAUGUCGGACUGAGACUCUCGCACCUGAUAACCAUAUGUAAUGCUGACAGAAAAUUGAAUGAUGUACUCGGUAUUAGGAACAAUCAGGCUUUCAAGUCCGUAUUGACGGAUGAAAAAGCACAGGCUUUUGCAAAACGAUUUUUUGAAUGCAGAGGUCCGUCAAACUUGAAGAAAAUCACGCUACAGACAGGCGAAGAUCUGCGCUGGUUUCCGCAAUGGGCUCCUCGGUACGCCGAUGCAGAGAAACACUAUGCUAAGAUAUUUGAAGCUUAUCCGCCCCUCCACCAGGGCGAUGAGCCACGCCUCGAGGAGCUAAUGAGUGAUUCUGCCCGUUUCAUGAAGACGAUGAUAUCUAUGCGCUCAAAUCGUUGGGUAGAGAAGCCUUCACGACUCAGCAGGGCUCCCCGAGUACUUCAGGCGUCGAGGUUUCCAAGCGUCGUCUAG